Messenger RNA from Helianthus annuus (common sunflower), 1763 nucleotides. Its product is annotated as NAC domain-containing protein 82. The record is from RefSeq and is a predicted model, not a curated record. Lineage: Eukaryota; Viridiplantae; Streptophyta; Magnoliopsida; Asterales; Asteraceae. The coding region runs from base 382 to 1584 and encodes 400 amino acids. Gene Ontology annotation, molecular function: DNA binding. The transcript is spliced from 5 exons. Gene Ontology annotation, biological process: regulation of DNA-templated transcription.
GGAUUGGGCCGGGCCGGUCCGGAUAUAGCUUCAUACUUUCAUUCCCACGCUUAAAAGCUCAAAAAUAAUACCCAGAUAACAAACAAACAGCAUCACUUUCACAUCACUGCUUCAUCACAAUUUCUCCCUCCAUCUCUCUCUCUCUAUCCUUCCCGGGGGACACAAAUGUCUUUUGACACCUACUGCGCAUACGUGUGGUUAAUUUUCCAUGCGCACUUGAUGAACCAGGGGAAGCUGGGGAGCUCUGGGUGGAUAAUUUUCCGCCACUGGACCUGAUAUCAAUUAGGAAUUUUGUUUUGUUUGUCAGCUAUUAGUUAUUUACACAAGAUUAUUAUUGGUUUUGAUAAAGUAUUGAUUGCUGGGCAUUUGAUUAGUUUUUUCAUGGCAAGAAAAUCUCUCGUUCCGGGGUUUCGCUUUAAUCCUACUGAUGAAGAAAUCGUCAUGUACUUCCUCAAGAGGAAGUUAUUGGGGAAGGAAAUCGCUUCCGACGUUGUUGCAGAGGUCAACAUAUAUGAUUAUUGUCCGUCAGAUCUUCCAGAUAAAUCGGCUUUGAAAAACGGAGACUUAGAAUGGUACUUUUUCUGCCCCAAAUCAAAAAGGUAUUCAACUGGUAGUAGAGCCAAUCGUGCCACUGAAACUGGGUUCUGGAAAGCUACUGGGAAAGAUAGAUACGUUGAAUAUAGAGGAAGAACCGUUGCAACAAUCAAGACACUGGUUUUUCAUCUAGGUCGUGCAAAAGACUGCGAAAGAACAAAUUGGGUAGUGCAUGAGUAUAGAAUGGCCGAUGAGCAAUUGGCUAAUGCAGGAGUUGUUCAGGAUACAUAUGUGCUAUGUAGGUUAUUUGAGAAAAGUGGUGCGGGGCCAAAAAAUGGUGCACAGUACGGUGCACCGUUCAAUGAAGACGAGUGGAAUGAUGAUCUGGUCAACAGCAUUGAUUCUCAAGCAAUUGUUGGUCUAGUUGAUGCUUCCAUUAUAAGGGAUGAUAAACAAAAGGGUCCAGCUACAACGGUCAUGACUCAACCAGGUUCAUCUAUUGUCACGUUUUCUGAAAAUGAGCCUACAAACAUGAUGAAUUAUAAGCAGAAAGGUCCAGCUACAACGGACAUGACUGAACCAGGAACCCUUGUUGUCACAUGUUCUGCAAACGAGUCUAUAAGCACACUGAAUGACAAGCAGAAAGGUCUAGCUACAACGAACGUGACUGGACCAGGUUCAUCUAUUGUCACGAACGAGCCUAUAAACUCUCUGAAUUACAAACUGAAAGAUCCAGCUACUGAACCAGGUUCCUCUAGUGUCAUGUUGCCUACCAAUGAGAUGCCUGCUAAUGAUGACAUGAUAUGUUUAGAUGACUUUGACAUGAUUAUGGAGGUGCCUGAGGGGGCUGCUAACGCUGAGGAAUAUGAUAGUAUUUAUGGUGACUUGGUGAAUUUGAUUGAUCUGGAGGAUUACAAUGGAAAGGCUACUAGUACCAAGACUGAUGAAGCUGAGUACGUACUUGUUGACAUGGUUGACGAACUCCAAGGAGCUGAUGAUGAUCUUGGUCUGGCAAAGUUUUACGUUGAUGACGAAACCUCCAAGUCAUGAAAACUACUGCCUCAACCGUAUUCUCUCUGUGAUGGAUCUGGUGGUCAAUGUUUGGUCUUAUUUACAGGAUCUUAACUGUGUUGGGUGUGUAUUUUGUAUUUUUAAAACGAAAAGAUAGUAUUAUUACAUUUGUGUUUGUAAUAAUGGUUAAUGCAUAAUGUUUUGAUAUUUGGCUGUUA